AAAGUUGUGGACAUUAUAUAUCGGCGGCUUAUUCUUUCUGCGUUGUUGUCAUCAGUUUACAUUAAUAAAUGAUUAAAAGCUCGAUGUAGAAUAAUGCCAAGUGGGAUAUAAAAUCUGUAAAAGCUUCGUUUAAUCCAGUCUAAUACUGGAUUAUGUUUCAUGUAGAGUUUUUAUCAUCUUCAUCAACCAUUUUGCAUGCAUAUGAGAGAACAUUUCAAAUCAAUAUGCCUACCAAGCGAACGUAAACAUAAAUUAAGUUCGAAAAAAGUGGAAGCAAUGGAAACAACGAAAUUCAAAUCCCGUUUAUUGCUUCCAGCGUUCUAGCAAAUGUGAAGUGUAUUGGUGAGAGAAGAUUAUUUAAAAACAUUGAUAAGCACGUGAACAUUAAGGAGGUGGCGAUUGUUUACAGUGGGUGUAGAAUACGAUCGCCUAGUAGUAGUACUGAUCGUUGUGCCGAACGAUGCACAACUCGAAUCUGGUGGUUCAAAACCUUGCGUUCCGAGCUAAAAUCGAUAAAACAUGUGGACAGAUGCAGCGACUAGCAGGAUAACUCUGAAUGCCAUCAGAUGUAUCGUUCUUGUUUUCUUCCUGCUACCGUUUUUCUUCAUAAGUUACGCAAGUAAGAUUUUUUGUUUGAAACAGUUAUUAAAUUCUCACCAUAAGCACAUUGUUCUUACAGCUGUUGCUAUCUCUCGACAACUGUGGAUUAUUAUCCUGUUUUGGCGCUAUCCAUGGCUGAAGAGGACCAAAGUGCACGGCAUCAAAAGCUUCGUCGAUCGAUCGCGCAAACCUGAGGUGUUGUGUGUGCUAAUGGAGAUGGAAGGAGAAAUUGAUAUUGUGCAGCUGAGGGAAGAAUUUUUGCAUCACAUUAGUGAUUGCAGCAGCAGCCAUAUGCGACUUUGCCUACCGCAAUUUAUACUUCCUUUCAUGUCUUGCUGGAACAAAUAUUCAUGGUUGAAGGGAACCAGCAGUGCAGAUGAACACAUACUAUUGGCCCCAGCCAUACAACGGGGAAGACCAAUGAAGGAAUUGAUGUGUUUAUUAAACAUCACCAAUGCGACUACCAGCAGCUCAACCAGUAAAGAUAAAGAUUCGUUGAUAACGAGUACAAAAGCCGCCCUUCCGUGGCAAAUCGUGUGCAUUCCUGUAGUGAGUGAACCGCCCAAUGAAUGCGGUGAAAAAUGCUCCAACUAUCUGCUGUAUGCGAUCGAUCUUAAACUGUUGAAUGAAGCGGAGAAACGCAACCUCAGCUACAUCCCCUUGAACGGAUACCUUGAACGAGCUGAGCCAAUGUUUGACAAUGUGUUGGCUAAACCUUACUACAUUCCGCGACUGUGGAACUAUAUUUUUUCUUCGAUUCUUUACCGCUGGAAUGAGUUUGUAUAUCAGCACGAUCCUCUCGAAUCACCCGACAUCGAUCGCAAGCAGUACACAGGUAUGGGUCAAUUGCUAUCAGCUCUAUGCAUUUCCGUCGUGUACGUUUGUGGUGAUUUUGUGUGCUCGUUUCGGUCGAUCAAGGGUAGUCCGUUGGAUAAAAUUGAUUACCUUCAGCGGUUGAUCGAGCGCGAGAUAGACAAGCGCAAUUUUACGAUCCGUACAAUUUGGGACACUUUCCUGCAGUCUAUUGAACCGGUAAAUUUACUAAAAGAAGCGACAUUUUUAGUGUGGAAAAUUAUUGCCACUGUCACACUGAUGGUGCCGUGGUACGCAUGGCGGGAAACUGAAGCUUUGCUGCUGUACAUAUCCAAAGGAACGAUCAAUAACGAUACAAUUGUAGGGUUCAUCAUCGAAUGCUUUCCUAUUUGCUACGGUGUAACACUCGAAUGUUUGCGAAUGAUGUGGCUGCUAUUGGAAGUAACCUUGCAGCUGAAUGAAUAAUAAUGAAAAACAUUUUCUGCAAAUCCAA
Anopheles funestus (African malaria mosquito) is the source of this 1906-nucleotide messenger RNA. RefSeq lists its product as uncharacterized. Bases 520 to 1878 code for a protein of 452 amino acids. NCBI's taxonomy places the organism in Eukaryota, Metazoa, Arthropoda, Insecta, Diptera, Culicidae. The record is from RefSeq and is a predicted model, not a curated record. The transcript is spliced from 3 exons.